Molecule: messenger RNA, 1225 nt
Organism: Anguilla rostrata (American eel)
Lineage: Eukaryota; Metazoa; Chordata; Actinopteri; Anguilliformes; Anguillidae
Product: tumor susceptibility gene 101 protein-like
Exons: 7
Coding region: 145-1068 (307 amino acids)
Biological process (GO): protein modification process; protein transport; endosome to lysosome transport
Cellular component (GO): ESCRT I complex
Molecular function (GO): ubiquitin binding
Source: RefSeq, a predicted model, not a curated record
AAACACACACUAAACACAUAAAUUAACAGACAUUGUAUUUUAUUAUAACACCAUUGGACGUGUUUACUUUCACUUUUAACUGGACAGAAGGAGAGGCAGGAAUUCCCCGCUCUUGUUCCUCAAAACCCAUCUCUUGAAACUCAAAUGGCCACUGUCACCGUAAAAACGCUGAAGAAAAUGCUUUCCGCGAAAUACAAGCACGUCAGUUUGGCUGCUCACGAUAUCAUCACCGUGGUCUCCAUGUACAAGGAUCUGAAACCUGUGAUGGAUGCUUACGUUUUCAAUGACGGUUCCUUCAGAGACUUCAUGAGUCUACGAGGAACCGUGCCGGUGAAUUACAGCGGAAACGUGUACAACAUUCCAGUGUGCCUCUGGCUCAUGGACACACACCCCUACAACCCCCCCAUCUGCUUUGUGAAGCCCACCAGUGCCAUGAUGAUCAAGACUGGCAAACACAUCGAUGCCAACGGCAAGAUCUACCUGCCCUACCUGCACGAGUGGAAGCAUCCCCAGUCGGACCUGUACAGGCUAAUCCAGGUGAUGAUCGUGGUGUUUGGGGAGGAGCCUCCAGUGUUUUCCCGCCCCACAACACCGAGGAUCUUGCUGACUCCUGAACACCCCAGCCGUCAAAGUCCAGCCCCUGAACACAUAAACCUGAUGGCUGACUCUGGUAUCAGUACCACAGGGAAUGGGGACACUGUGAAACCAACUCUGAGCACCAGUGACCAAACUGAAUUGGCCUCAGAUGAUUGCAAACCCUCCCUCACCCUCUCAGCUGCAGAAAGCAGCAAAUCGUCCUGCAGACUCUCAGCCCCUGAAACCCAUCCAGCAACUGCAUCGGCCCCUGAAAGCCGUCCAGCAGCUGUAUCGGCCCCUGAGAUGCUGCCCCCUGCCCUGGCUUCUCUCUGCUUGUCUGGCACCACCAUGCCUGCCUCAGAGGAGUCUGUGCUGCAGAGACAGAAGCUCCAGCUGGAGAUAGAGGUGCUGCAGCGGCAGAAACAGGUUCUGGAGAUACAGGAGGAGUACUACUCCAUUAAACUAAGACGCCUGCUUGGAGACGAUGCAUAGUAGAGUAACAGGCUGCAUGCAAAAUGACAGUUUUAGCAUUUGUACAUAACGCGUGCUAAACCAUCCCAGUCGCUUAUGACUUACUUGUAAAUUAUUGCCACAAACUCACCACUUUCUUGUCAAAAUUGUCUUUAAUAAAGUAAGUCCUUUAUAUUAA